AUGGGUGAUAAAGAAAAAGAAGAGAAUAAUCUUUCAUUGCCAAAGGCAACUGUAGCAAAGCUUAUAAAAGAAAUAUUACCAGAAGAUGUAAAAUGCUCAAACGAAACGAGAGAUUUAAUAUUAGAAUGUUGCGUUGAAUUUAUACAUUUAAUAUCAAGUGAAGCAAAUGAUAUAUGUCUUAAAGAUGGAAAAAGAAUGAUUGAUGCAAAACAUGUUAUUACAGCUUUAGAUGAAUUGGGAUUUAAUGGAUAUACACCAAAAGUUACAGAAACAUAUGAUAAACAUAAAGAAGAGGCAUCUUCUAAACCAAGUAGAUCUGCACGUAAAUUUGAAAAUCUAUCAAAGACUGAAAUGUUACAGGAACAACAACGUCUAUUUGCUGCAGCACGUGACGCAUACCAACAACAACAACCGCCAUCUCAAUCAACAGAACAACAACAACAAUCAGGCGCCCCUCCUUCUUUACAACAACCUCCCCCUCCACAAUAA
Molecule: messenger RNA, 489 nt
Organism: Cavenderia fasciculata
Lineage: Eukaryota; Evosea; Eumycetozoa; Acytosteliales; Cavenderiaceae
Gene: dr1
Product: putative histone-like transcription factor
Exons: 4
Coding region: 1-489 (162 amino acids)
Biological process (GO): positive regulation of transcription by RNA polymerase II; negative regulation of transcription by RNA polymerase II; chromatin remodeling
Cellular component (GO): negative cofactor 2 complex
Molecular function (GO): protein heterodimerization activity; TBP-class protein binding; core promoter sequence-specific DNA binding
Source: RefSeq, a predicted model, not a curated record